GGCGUGGCAUGUUUUCACUGUUUCAAAGUUAGCAAGCUUUUUGCUAAAGUUUCAGCAUCAUUUUUAAAAACAUGAACACAAGACUGGACAGCUAAACGUGUAAUUAAACUUGAGGUGAGUUCCAUACAUGCUUUAUGAGAUGAAACGAAAUGAAAUGAAAUGGACGGUCAUUUGUAGAUAUCUCUGAGGCUUACCUUCCAGCAUAAGCAGGUUCUCAAAACUUGAAUUUCUUCAACUCUUUCUUGUCCUUGUCGACGGCAACCGUGGUGCUCUGCGAGACAAGCAGCUCCUGAAACUAAGGAUUAACGCAAACGGUGAUGUUGUCGACGGUUAACUAGUUUUCUACAUGACCUCAUUUAGCCUAACUUUAACUUUAGCAUAACUAGCAGCUCUGUGGUCGACUGAACACUGCUGGUUUCGAUACGGUGAGGUUGACUCGGCACUAGACCCUCUCAUGUUGACUUCUGAGGUAAAAAUUUCGACUUUUGCUCACAAAAGAAAUGUGUUCAAUUGAUUUCUAUUUACUCCCCACCUGUGAGGCCAGCUGGAAUCGACCUCACUGAGAAAGUGGCCUGUCAACUAGCUGUGAGUCUUCUUCGUCUUGUUUAACGGCGGUUGGCAUCCAUCUUAUUAGUGCAUUAAGUUGUGAAUCUUCAGUUGCAAACGUAGAAACGUCUUUACAGCAGCUUUAACAACGUUCAACCACGACUUUUAACACUCCCAAUAGAGUCUGAAAACAGUCUAUUUUUCUCCAAAUGUACCAUUAAGAUGUCACUCAUCUCCUGUUGGUGAUAAGUUACAAAGAUAUCAGGUACAAACAGGGACAAAAAACAUCACAGAUUGGCAAAAAUGUCCAUCAAACAGACGAAAAUUUUAGGUCCAAAAAUGAUCGUCAAAUACUAGUAUGUUUGGAUUGGAAAAAUAGAGUAAAAAUAAUCAUUUUUGGCAUUAAAAAGCACUCAGGUGUGAGGAAGCAACCUACUUUUUGGGAUGAUAAAAGUUAGGUGUUGAAUUAAGUUUGAGGUCUGUGCCCCUGAUUCUACAAUAGGUAAAAAAAAAUACACAAACUGUGGAAAUCCUCCUCUUAUUUUUGACUGUAUAAGAUAUUAGUUAAGGACUGUUUUCCACCAAUCUGUUGUGUAUAUUCUCAAGGCUUUGAUGCACAAAAAUUGGCAUAGAUCAAAAUAAUCUAUUUUGACCUGUUAGUAAAAACUAGUAUUCAAAAAUUUAGUUUAAUAGAUGUUUGUGUGAGAAAUGAAGUACUGGCAGAAUACAUUUGUUGUUACUAAAGCUAUUUUCUGUAAUGGCUUGAAUAGGCAAAGACACAUGAUUGAAGUACAGUGAAGGUAAGGCUUAGCUGAAUGAUAUGGGUAAUCUAAAUCAGAAAAAAACAUGUUGCAGUGUCAGUGUUUCAGUAUUUUUACAGUCUGGUAUUGUAUUUUUACUAUAGUUAAAGAGCUAAAUACGUUUCACAGGUCUAUAGCUGUCUAAGCAAAGACGUGUUGUCAUUUAGCUGUGUCAUUCAGAUCAGACAUUGUGGUUGAUAUAUCACUAAGGGAAAAGUUAAUAUUUAAUUUGUUUUUCGUAGUACCAAAAUAAGUAAUUUGAAAAUUCAAUACAAGAAGCUCUCUCCAUAUAUGGUUGUGUGUUGUAGGUCUGUGAAGACAGCAUGUAAUUGUGUAUCUAUGUGAACCGCAGAGCACUGUGUCAGACGCUUCAUGUCCUCACUAUAGCUGGAGUCACCAUCAGCACAUUUCAGCUUGUGUAAACACAAUAAGAGCAGAGGUCGCUCUCAGGUCACACACACACUGUCAGUGGCUUUCAACACAGCUCUGUUAAAGUUUGAUUCUGACGGACACAAAAACAAAACAGCGGACACCAGGACUUAAGGGGAGGAUUUUUAUUUUUAUUUUUUACCCAAACAUAAAAAAAAGGAAAAGGGUGACUUUGUUUGCUCGGGUAUGUCAGGUCACCGUUAAAUUGUUGAGUACCUAGUUGUGUACAUUUGGUGAUAUGAAAGGCAGCUUCACUUUGGGCAGUGAUGUUGCAACUUCAGUCCUUCAUGGAGGCUUUGUCGUGUGCGAGUGAGCAGUUUUGUUUAUGAAAGAUCAAUCAUUUGUGGUAAGUCUUGAAGCUGUAAGUCCUUACAUGGAGAGUGUUUUUUUCAUUAUUUUAUUUCAAGUGUCUGUUUGACUGUUUGUGCCUGUAGUUAUUUUUUCUCAAAUGCAAAUCAACAUAUUCCGUUUCCAGAUGACACAGAGUUGGUAAAAAUGUGUGGAGUGAAGGGCUUUAAGCAGGCAGUGUAGAGACAGUUUGAAUGCAGAAGUUUUAGAUUUUCUGUUAAAACUACAUAUGUGCAAACAUUUAAGAACUAAAAAUUUUGAUUAUUUUUUGUAAUUAUGUCCUUUUCCUUUUUAUUAGGCUGUAAAUGUUCAAAGUUACCAAUAUGUGAUCCCUUAUCCCACACAGAGAAGAGGGUCACUGUGCAGAGAUGGCUAUGGUUUGCCUGACAGACUUUGAGGAGUAUGCAAAGGAGCAUCUCUCAAAGGCCACAUGGGAUUAUUAUGCAGCUGGAGCCGAUGAAUGCUGCACCAGAGACGACAAUCUGCUGGCUUACAAAAGGUACAGUGGGAAAAGAAAAUACUCAGAUAUUCAAGGUUUGUGCAUGUCUCAGAAGAGUUUCUGAAUAUUUUCCAUAAUUUUAACUAAACACCCUUCUCUGCUAAAAGGCCCUUUUUUUCUGUUGGUUUAGCACGCUGCAGUAAAUAAGUAACUGUUUUAAAAGUUGCAUUACCAUGAAGUCAAAAAAUACCUGGUUUAUCUUGAAGUCUCUUCAUGUGCUUCUUUCUGGUAAACUGCUCUUUCUGAGCGUGAUGGUUGUAGAUGUGCAUGUUUUGCCACACUACACAGUUUUUAUCGAUUUGUUUUGGUGCGUCUGAGGUCAGAUUAGGCAUUUAUUUCCAGCAAGAGUAAAUGUUUGGGUCUGUCUUGCAAAAAUAAUCUGCUGAAAAUGACAAUUUAACUGCUCAGGCAUCAGCAAUACCCAUGUUUUUUUUAUCUCAAGUGGAUUAAAAAUGUUGGAUCUUUGUACUGUAAUGAUAAAAAAGUCAGAGGUCUGUAAUAGGAGUAUUAUCAAUGCUGUCUCAAUGACAAAAUGUUCCUUUCUUCUCUAUGUUUUACUCUCAGGAUCCGUCUGAGGCCUCGCAUCCUGCGGGAUGUCUCUGUGAGUGACACGCGGACCACAGUGCAGGGCACAGAAAUCAGCUUCCCAGUCGGUAUCGCACCGACCGCCUUCCACUGCCUCGCCUGGCAUGAAGGAGAGGUGGCCACUGCUCGAGGUAAUGAAUGUUAAUCUGUCUGUGUUUGUGCGAAUUUUUAUGGACCGACUUUUGAUGUUACUGCAUUAAUAGAAUGAUGGAUAGAUGAUUAGACAGAAUAAACAAGAAACUAUCAAAUCAAACAUGAGUCAGCAGGUAAGAAGUUGCUGUUUCACCACCUGUUUCGAAACAAAUAACUGAAAGUAGACAGAAACAGCUCUCACCAAAAUAUACGACCCAGAUAAACAAGGAAAUACUGAUAUUCAGAGUAAACAAUCAAGUGCAGCUAGGAUACUCUGUACCUGGAAAUUUUCAAUCAUUCCUCAUUUUAGAAAAUGAAAUUAUCCUCCCUGUAAAUUCUUUUGAGGAAGUUUCUUAGAAAUCCCAUGAGGUGGUUUAAAUUUUUUACCCUUCAAAAAAGUUUCUGUUUUUGUUUGUUUUGAUGUGAUUAUUGGAUUUGGAUAAUGUGGAUGUUGUUUUAGUUUUUAAAGCAGAUUUAAACAGUCUUGUGCUCCUGUACUGAAAGAUUAAUAUAAAAGUUUGCGCAUACAGAACCAAUAAAGUUUCAAGAAGUCUUUAUUGCAGAAUUAUUGUAAUCCAAGUACAUGUGAAAUUUGUAUUUGGCAGUUAAGUUUUUAUUUAAUAACAAUAAAAGUAUAUACUAUAUUUCCAACACUAGAUGGUAGCAGACUUGUAUAAUAAACUUGUCCUUCAUGGCAGACAUGGUUUUGUCUUUUCUCUCUUACCUGAACGAUUGUCCAGUUAGUGUCUGUCUUUAAAAGGGUAAAUAUUGAUCAAUAAAAAUAGACAUAAUAAGAGACAUUUGAAAUGUUGAAAACCACUUUUAAAAAAAACAUAGUCAAUGCUAUAAUAUUUAGCUUUUGCUGACACUCUACAUCUGAAUUGAAGUUCAGUAACCACAACAUUAACUUCUCAAUCCUCACCUCACAGCCACAGAGGCUCUGAACACCUGCUACAUCACCAGCACUUACUCCACCUGCUCAGUGGAGGAGAUUGUCGCAGCAGCACCAAACGGUUACCGCUGGUUCCAGCUGUACGUGUACCGUGACAGGAAGCUGUCUGAGCAGAUCGUGCACCGUGUCGAGGGGCUGGGGUACAAAGCGCUGGUCCUCACCGUGGACGUCCCCUACACAGGAAAGAGACGCAAUGACAUCCGCAACCAGUUCAAGCUGCCGCCACACCUCAAGGUCAAGAACUUUGAUGGAUUGUUCCAGGUAAUAGUUCUGCUUAAUUGUGGUAUCUUUUGCUGUUGUUUGCCUGCCAUGACGUGAAGUACAUUUAAUAGUUAUGAAGUUUAAGUUUGAUAGAAAUAACUUGUGUGACAAUCAAAUUUGAAUUUCCUGUAUAAACAUCAAGUUGCCUGAUAAAAGCAGUUUAUGUACAGCCAUUAGAGGUGCAAACAGCAGCUGCAGUCCUGAGUACAUGUGUUUUUUAGGUCCAUGCUUACAGUAGCCAUGUUUUCCACCACAUUCAAGCAGGAAACAGCCGGCCCCGAGGAGUACGGGAUCCCGGCCAACACCUUGGACCCCUCUAUCAGCUGGAAGGAUGUGUACUGGCUGCAGUCUAUCACCCGCCUGCCCAUUAUCAUCAAGGGGAUCCUGACCAAGGAGGACGCUGAGCUGGCAGUGGAGCACGGCGUCCAGGGCAUUAUUGUGUCUAACCACGGGGGGAGACAGCUAGAUGGAGGCCCAGCCUCGGUAAUCACUGGUGUUAAUGUUUCUAAUGUGGCGUUUAUAGUUUGCAAUACAAGUCAUAACCUCACGUGACAUCGGGUGCUUGAUCAACAUCAAAGUCAAACUGGUUGAGAGUUUAGCAGUGUUAUGAAUGCUGAUUAUGUACUGGUCAACAAGUUAGCGGUGAAGGGUGCCCUCCCAGAGUGCACCACAGUGCUGCUUAGGGUGCUGGGUUGAGGACAUUAAGAGCCAGAGUCAGGGUCAUAUUUAAAAGAAGAAUAUAAGAUAUUUUCAUUUCAUUUGAAACAGCCAGCGUCUAAUUUAUUAUACUCCUGCAAUACCAAAUCGCGCCACAAGGUGGUGGCAACUUUCUGUAUGUUAUCUAGACAAGUUCUUACGCUGGGAGACUCCAUGUUCUACAGCAUGUUUCAACUGAGAGGAGCUCUCAUAAGUUAGUGCAGGUUGUGCCUGACUUCUGUUGCUCACGUAUGAUGAGUAAAUUUAUAGCUGUGGAGAGCUGGCAUAGUAUGAUCAGUGUUGAGUACUGUAGAAUAAAACUGCCUUGUGGAAACUCCUAUCAUGUUGUCUAUUGGCUCUGACGUUUGACCGCUAUCCUGGUGCUACUGCUAAGUUGUUAAUGACUGCUAGAUCUCUCCACCUCCACCAGCUACACUUGAAAUUAAAUUUUAAAUCCACCAGGAUGUUCACAUAUUUAUUAAGUAAUGCUUGGAGUCAUACUGUAGAUACCACAGUUCAGUAACGACUAAUAUUUUGUCUUCUCCGGGCGUUUGCUCUGUGUUUACUUGAAUUAUGACCUUGUUUCUCCUCUACUGCUGACAGAUUGACGCUCUGUCAGAGAUCGUGGACACAGUGCAAGGCAGGAUCGAGGUCUAUCUGGAUGGAGGAAUCAGGACUGGAAGUGAUGUGCUGAAGUCGCUGGCCUUGGGAGCAAAGUGUGUUUUCAUUGGCCGUCCGGCUGUGUGGGGCCUUGCAUACAAGGUAGAAACAACAAAGCUGAUCCCUUACUUUGUGUGUGUUUGACGAUAAAUUGAAAAAGCCUCAGGAGACUAAGCUACUGACCUUGAGGACCUUUGUUCAUCUCAAAAUCAUCUAUGUCAUUGGAGACCUGGCUUUGGUGUUGGGGUUACAUGGUUUACAAUAAGAGGAAAGUUGGUGUCAUAGAGAUGAUGUGAGCCAGGGCUUAAAUCAGUCUAUAUAAUCAGGAUUCACUGAACAAAAACCCUACUGUUUUUUAUAAGAGAGGAUUAGGGCCAUAAGAAGAGAAAAAAAAUCAUUACAGAAGGAAGAUUUUGGAAAUUAUCAUUUUGAGAUUAAAGUCAAAAUUCAAAAAAGUUAAAAUUUUGACUUAAUUCACGUUGACUUCAAUCUCAAAAUUUCGACUUAAAUCUCAAAAUUUCAACUUUCAAAAUUUAAAUUUUUUUAAUCGGGAAAUUUCAACAUUAUUUACGAUAUUUUGACCUUUUGUAAUCUUGAAAUUUCAACUUUAGUGUUGAGAUUUCAAUUUUUAGUCUCUAAAUUUUGACUUUAUUGACAUAAUUCCUGUUUUUUAAUCCUGAAAUUUGACGUUAAUCUAAAAAUUUUGACUUUUAUCCCCCCAGCGUAAUCAUUAUUUCUUUUUUCUCUUCAUGUGGCCUUAAUCCUCUUUCAUGGUUUUGGAUGUACAGUGACAGUUUGAGAAAGUCCAUUUAUGUUCCUUUGGUAGGAAACAGGUAAAUAACUGACAAAUUAUGUUUCUUGUAGGAAUCCAGUUUAUCAAAAGAGGUCUUUUCUGGGUUUUCUAGAGAAAUUGAAAGUUUAUGGAUGCUUUUAGGUCUUUUUUGGUAUUUAUGAGUCCUCUGUGGUGUUUCAGGGUGAGGAGGGAGUGAGGGAAGUACUUCAAAUCCUCAACGAUGAGUUCCGCCUGUCCAUGGCUCUAUCAGGUGAGAGAGUCACUAAAACCAAAAGUGUUUGAGUGAGUACAGAUGUAUUCUUUCUACUCUGAGACUAUUAAGUUUGAUAUUUGUGUGAUCCAGGUUGCAGGAACGUGGCAGAAAUCAACAGGAACCUCAUUCAGUUCUCUAAACUCUAACAGACCAGCAGAGGGCAGCACUGAGGACAGUUACAUCACAGCACCUACUGAAAAGGACUCACUACUGAACAGAGACAACAUGAGUUUAGCACGAGCCUCAGACUCCCCAUCAUCACAGAGAAACUGAAAGACCUCAAAACUCAUGACUUUAUCAUGUCAGGAAACAUAAGAGCAGCUUUUGAUUCCAAGAAAAUUCCGGUCAGAAAAUCUGAGGGCCAGCAGCAGUCGAAUCAAGUGACUACUGAAAGAGUUAUUGAUUUUGGGUUUAGAGGGGAUGGAGGAACUUUCUAAGGGUCUAGUAUUUUGGUCUAAUGUUACAUAAUGAUCACAUAAUGCUGCCAUAGUUGUGGUUGAAUAAACGCAGGAUGAUGUAAAAAUCUGUUGCGCACUUUUUGGAA
Messenger RNA from Xyrichtys novacula (pearly razorfish), 7498 nucleotides. NCBI's taxonomy places the organism in Eukaryota, Metazoa, Chordata, Actinopteri, Labriformes, Labridae. The record is from the annotation of a GenBank genome assembly.